AUCUCCUUCGUGCUGCCUUCUACUUUCCCAAUGAGAAAUACAAAUGGCUGCAGACACUGAGGGGAUUCUGAGACCAGAAUUUCUGGAGGGGAGGCUGAUGUGAGUGAGUGCCACCCUGGGGCAUUUUCCCUGGAGGCCGUGCAGGUGAUGCGAGGCAUCAGCAAACCUCUGCUUCUGCCCGCAGUCCCCUCGUGACAGCCGGUAGGUGUUUCUCGGUGCUUCCUCCACCCUCUCCACCCCAGCUGUGCCUUUGUUAGCACGAGGAAGGAGCUCAGCCCUCUGCCUGCAGUGCUUGCUAGGCCUCGCAGAGCUGCAGGCGCGGGGUGAUGAGGCUGGGCUGGGGGGGCUGUUCUGCCACGACCCCGUUGGCACUAACGGGACAGCCUCCCUGCCUACCUGGACCUGCUGGCUUUUCUGCAGGAUUCCUGCCUUACCUGGCAUCAGGGAGGCUCGGGGAUCUGACCAGCUUUUCAGCCAACGUGGACACAGAGAAGCUGUGUGAUUAUUUCUCAGCAUAUCUUGGAGAGUACAGGAACGUGCUUUCUGCUCUGGAAACGCUCAACUCUGCUGUCCUGGCAGCCAUGGACAAAACCAAGCUGAGGUACGAGACCUCCUCCAAGACGGAGCAGUUCCUGACCCGCUUCCUGCUGCGGGAGACCAUGCACCAGCUGCAGUCCCUGCAGGGCUCGCUCGAGUGCGCCGUGGACACCAUGGAGGAGCAGGCGGGGAGGGAGAGGAAGGACGUGAAGAAGUCGGAGAGCUCCGUGGGCCUGAGGUCAGGGAGGCGGUGUGGGCGCAGAGGGCAGAAGAACGUCUGUCUGUCCCCGACGGACCCCUACUCCGGGAUGCUGACCACAGGCAUUUGCGUCGAAGCUGACAGCCAGUGGAUGGCCCAGAUCAGCAGGCUCCAGCAGCUCAUCGAGAAACUGGAGUGCAAGAGCCCACGCCUGGAGCCCCUGAAGGAGGACGCAGCGAGCAAAGGAAGGGAUGAGCACAUCCUGGUGGCCAAGAGGCAGAUCUCGGUGGCCAAGAGCGGCGUGGAGGAGUUCCGCCAGGCCUUCAGGUCCUACACCGAGGUCACCGCGGGGCAGAGCAGCUGCCUGCACGUGUCUGCCUGCAAGCUGACGGACGAGGCCUGCUUCAUCCUCUACGAGUUCUGGCAGGACGUGACUUCGUGGAGGAGCCACUUGCAGUCCAGCUACAGCAAGAGCUUCCAGCGCGCCAUCAUCAGCCUGCUGGAGUCCCCGGAGCUGCUGACCACCAUGCUCUUCCCAGCAUCCUGGUGGAUCAUGAACAACAACUGACCCCGGCGACCAGCAGCUCCCAGGACGCAGCUGGCAGGCAGAAGGAUGCAGAGCCCCCUGCACAGCCACCGCCAGUCGCUAGCGUUUGUCACCUCCGCCUCCCUGCCCUGCGGCUCCUGCCUCGUGCUCGCCUCCCGCAGCCCGGGGGCUGCCUGCCCCUCAGCUCUGGCAGUUCGACCCUUCUGCUCGUUUCGCGUGAUUUAUUUAUUCCUCUUCCUCCUGGUGCCCAGGACAGCGUGCAGGGAGGGGCUGGGGGACGUGGCACGGCAAGGGUGGCUCUGGCCCGCUGUCACAGCCCCGUCCCUCACCCCUCAGAGCCACCCUUGGGGGAGCAGUGGUUUUGUCCGGGGAGCUGGGCUGGCUUGUGCUGUGAAGAGUGUUUUAUAGGAGAAAAAAAAAAAAAAGAUUCAGCAAAGGCAA
Messenger RNA from Anas platyrhynchos (mallard), 1724 nucleotides. NCBI's taxonomy places the organism in Eukaryota, Metazoa, Chordata, Aves, Anseriformes, Anatidae. The record is from RefSeq and is a predicted model, not a curated record.